This is a messenger RNA of Dimorphilus gyrociliatus, 1754 nucleotides long. The record is from the annotation of a GenBank genome assembly. NCBI's taxonomy places the organism in Eukaryota, Metazoa, Annelida, Polychaeta, Dinophilidae.
CAAAGUAACACUAUUCACCAGACGGCGCUGAAUUUCAUAAAGUUUAUACAGGCCAAUAAUUAAAAAAUUCCGUGAAAACUUGAUCGAAAAAAACAGACCAACGCUUAUGAGUCUUACUAUAUAUAAAGGAUAUUUGAUUAAAUCACCUCCUCCUAAAAAACUACCAGGACUGUUACGAUUCCUACCAAAGGCUCCAUAAAGAAAUUACAAGAAUUGUUAGAUUGCCAAACCAGCUGAAUUUCUUCUGCUUAUUAGUGUUGUUUUUUUGAUUGUUAAGCGUUGGCGGCGGCGUUUUUUCGUUUUAUCUCAGUCGAUUGACGGCGUUCCUCGUCUGGAAUACUUCGAGGACGAAAAUAGAAAGAAACUAAAGGGGAAAAUAGAUCUAUUAAAUAUAGAUUCAAUUGAUACAAAAUUAGACUCGAAAACUUACGAAUUCGUGUUUAGUCUUACUUCUACUCAUCGGAAUACUUCAAGAACCUAUUAUCUAGCUGCUUCUUCUGAAAGAGAGAUGAAUUCAUGGGCUGAUUAUCUCUGUAAAAUGUGUAAAUGUGUUUCGGUCGAUCCCGAUGAGGUUGACUCCAAUCCUAGGCGAAAGCAUAGAAUGACAGAGAGUCCUACAUUUGUUGAUCUACCACCUACCAAGUCGUUCUCUCCGAUUAACCCUCCAGUUUUACCUCCAGAGAACUCUGCAGAUUCUUUAGAUGAAGACAAUAAAUUAGUCUAUGACGUAAUAUGGCCAGCGCCUACCACCGCUCAACCAAUAAAUAUACCACCACGAGGUGGACUGGAAAGACAAGAUUCCGUGCCAACCGAACCUGCUCCACUUCCUCCUGUUAAAAUGUCACCGGUGACUCCCGAACAGAAUUACGAGAAUAUUAUUCCACCCCAUGAUAGUGUUAACAUUGGAGAUUGCAAUCAUAAUACUGCGUCAAUGCGUAAUAGGUGUGUACCACCGCCCCCUCCAACAAAGAUGGGCCCCAAUGGAUACUAUAAUCAAGUUUUGGAUGACCAACAUUAUGACUUUCCUACUAUGCAUACCCAUAUUCCACCCGCUACAAUCGGAUUACAACAAGUCCACGCCUAUGAAAACGGCUCUAUGGGCUUAGUACCUCCAAAAAUGCCAAAAGAACCUUCAUCAGGAAUUCUCAGUUGUCAAGUGCCGAAGGAGCCAGUCGAUCAGAAGCUGAAAUAUGCAGAAUUGAGUAUUAGCAGCGAAGAUAAAAAUGAUUUUCGACCAAAAGCGUUCCGCGACUUGCCCUUAAGAAACUCUAAUACAAAGAGCUUUAAAAGAGAAAGAACGGAAGAAGAAAGGAUUAGAUUACCGAGAAGGAAGCCUACAGAAGAAUUUUCUGAUGAGGAGGAUAGCAUUGACGAUCAAGACAAUUUGAAUGAUGAAGCUUUUUCUAAUAGAACUAAGCCUAAAACGCCAACAAGUCCGUCAAGCCUUUCAAAUAAAGGUAUUUUCGUUCCACCUAAUCAUUCUGCUGCCAAUGUAAGAGUUCCAGUUUCUAUACAAAGUCACAAAAUGAUUAAUUAUUCGGAAUUAUCAUUGGAAUUGCCAAGCACACCAAGCAGUCCAAAGAAACCUGUACCUGCUACAGAAUAUAGAGAGAUUGAUUUCGAGAAGACGACCGCUUUAAGAUCAGUAAUUACAAACAAGCCUACACAACAAUCUGAAUAGCGAAAUUUUCUUUAUAUAUAUAUAUAUAUAUAUAUGCGUUUUAUUUGUAUCUUCUUUUUUAUAUUAGACAUAU